CGCCGCGGCCGCGCCGCCUGCAGCAGCAGCAGCGGCAGCAGUAGCUGCUCCUCCCCGGCGGCCGCCCCCCGCGGGUCCCUCCCUGGCUGCAGGAGAGGCGGAGGUAGAGUGAGGACACAGCGCCGCGCCGCCCGCACCGGAGACCUUCGCCUCGCCCUGCCGGCUCCUCACCCUCUGGGAGGACCAUGGCAGAUAAUCUCAGUGAUACCUUGAAGAAGCUGAAGAUAACAGCUGUUGACAGAACUGAUGAUAGUUUAGAAGGAUGCUUGGAUUGUCUACUUCAAGCCUUGGCUCAAAAUAAUAUGGAAACAAGUGAAAAAAUCCAAGGAAGUGGAAUACUUCAACUGUUUGCAAGUCUGUUGGUUCCACAGUCUUCCUGCACAGCCAAAGUAGCUAACAUCAUAGCAGAAAUAGCCAAAAAUGAAUUUAUGCGAAUUCCAUGUGUGGAUGCAGGAUUAAUUUCACCACUGGUGCAGCUGCUAAAUAGCAAAGACCAGGAAGUGCUGCUUCAAACUGGCAGGGCUCUAGGAAACAUAUGUUACGAUAGCCAUGAGGGCAGAAGUGCAGUUGACCAAGCAGGUGGUGCACAGAUUGUAAUUGACCAUUUAAGGUCACUGUGCAGUAAAACAGAUCCCGCCAAUGAGAAGCUCUUGACUGUCUUUUGUGGCAUGCUGAUGAACUAUAGCAAUGAGAAUGAUUCCCUUCAAGCUCAGCUUAUCAACAUGGGUGUUAUUCCUACCUUAGUUAAAUUACUGGGCAUCCACUGCCAAAAUGCAGCUCUUACAGAAAUGUGUCUUGUUGCAUUUGGCAAUUUAGCAGAACUUGAGUCAAGUAAAGAACAGUUUGCCAGUACAAACAUUGCUGAAGAGCUGGUAAAACUCUUCAAGAAACAAAUAGACCAUGAUAAGAGGGAAAUGGUGUUUGAGGUUCUUGCUCCAUUGGCAGAAAACGAUGCUAUUAAGCUACAGCUGGUUGAAGCAGGCCUGGUGGAAUGUCUACUAGAGAUUGUUCAGCAGAAAGUGGAUAGUGACAAAGAGGAGGAUAUUGCUGAGCUCAAAACCGCUUCAGAUCUAAUGGUUUUAUUACUUCUUGGAGAUGAAUCCAUGCAGAAAUUAUUUGAAGGAGGAAAAGGUAAUGUGUUUCAAAGGGUACUGUCUUGGAUUCCAUCAAAUAACCACCAGCUACAGCUUGCUGGAGCGUUGGCAAUUGCAAAUUUUGCCAGAAAUGAUGGAAAUUGUAUCCAUAUGGUAGACAAUGGAAUUGUAGAAAAACUUAUGGAUUUACUGGACAGACAUGUAGAAGAUGGAAACGUAACUGUGCAGCACGCGGCACUAAGUGCCCUCAGAAACCUAGCCAUUCCAGUUAUAAAUAAAGCAAAGAUGUUAUCAGCUGGCGUCACAGAGGCAGUUUUGAAAUUUCUUAAAUCUGAAAUGCCCCCAGUUCAGUUCAAACUCCUGGGAACAUUAAGAAUGUUAAUAGAUGCACAAGCAGAAGCUGCUGAACAACUAGGAAAGAAUGUUAAAUUAGUGGAGCGUUUGGUGGAAUGGUGUGAAGCCAAAGAUCACGCUGGUGUGAUGGGGGAGUCAAACAGACUGCUCUCUGCCCUCAUACGACACAGUAAAUCAAAAGAUGUAAUUAAAACCAUUGUACAAAGUGGUGGCAUCAAGCAUCUAGUUACCAUGGCAACUAGUGAACAUGUAAUAAUGCAGAAUGAAGCCCUUGUUGCUUUGGCACUAAUAGCAGCUUUAGAAUUGGGCACUGCUGAGAAAGAUCUAGAAAGUGCUAAACUUGUACAGAUUUUACACACACUGCUAGCAGAUGAGAGAAGUGCUCCUGAAAUCAAAUAUAAUUCCAUGGUCCUGAUCUGUGCUCUCAUGGGAUCUGUUGCAUCAGCUUUGCUAAAGGAACUGGAAGCAUGGAAUCCCUGGGCUCGAGGCUCCAUCUCUUUGGAUGUUGCUGAAUCUCUACACAAAGAAGUACAGGAUUUGGCCUUUCUAGAUGUUGUAUCCAAACUUCGCAGUCAUGAGAACAAAAGUGUUGCUCAACAGGCUUCUCUCACAGAGCAGAGACUUGCUGUGGAAAGCUGAGAACUACCCCUCCCUGAUACACCCCUCAUUUCCCCUUUGUCCUCCAUCCAGCUGCCUCUUCUGCUUCAUUCUCUUCCAUAUCACUUGUGCAUGCGUGUAAUGUUCCAAUGCCAAUUGAAGAACUGCUGUAGGUACCUUCCCAAUAAGAUUUCUAAACCCAUAGUUAGUUAGUUAGUUAGUUAGUGUGAACAUGAAUUUGUCAAAAACAAGUCUCCACCCCAUAACUGUUUCCUUGUAUUCCUGUUGCUUGAGCUACAUUAAGUGGAAUGUGCAUGUUGUAGUCCUAUGAUGAUGACGUAAACUUGGUACUACACAAUGACUUGCUCCUCGUCCUUGGUAGACUACAUAACUGGUAAAUUAAUUAGAAACAAAUGAGAAUGCAGCAGGAUCUGACUAGCUUAUGAAAGAUGGAAUUGAAUAGUAAAAAUAGCUCCAUUUCUUGGUGCUUGGAAAGCACAGUGACCAAAAAACCUGUAUGGCUGCUUAUUCAUUAGCCUUACCUACUAAUGUCAAACCCAUGGUACCUAGAGUUAAAUAAAGUCCAAUGCUCUUGCUCUUUACCCUCUGGUUUCUUCUUCUUCCUUUGUAGACUCUUGAAACUGCCACAAAGUUGGCAAGACUUUCUAAGGUUUUCUGUCAUAUUUAACUGGCCGUCAUCAGUAGCCUGAUGCUGAAAACAUUUGUAGUUUUCAGCGUGAAACUAAGGGGUUGAAGAAUAGUGCACUAGUACAUCUUGGUUUUUGCCUGUAUUUUAGAUUGAUAUAUGUACAGUUUCACCUCAGAAUGUCUUUUCAACACAUGUCUUUAAAAGUCACUUGGCAUUUGUUUUCAACUGAGAAAGUUGAGUACAGCUCCUUAGAAAAUGGAUUUUUUUUUUUCUGUUUGUUUUUCACCAUUCAGCUUGGAAGCAAGAAGUUUCCUUGGUCUUUUAACCCUUUUAAAUUUUAUAUGAGAACUAGCAGGGCAUAUGAAAAAAGAUUAAGAAGUGUUUGUCUAGACUAAAGAAAGGAAGGUCAUAAAAGCCAUAGUAGCCAGUCCAGUUCAUUCUGCACAUGGCCUCAUCCCAGUAGCUGUUAGAGUUUCCCACCUCCACUUUCCACAGAGAACUGCAGUGGAUCUUAAAGCCUUUCGGAAAGUGACAGUGCCAAGUGCCAAGACUGAAGAGGUCAGAAGCCCCCUUGGCAGAAUGUAGUACACUCUUCACUGCUACCACCACACCAGACGGGUCUUAGAGCUUUGAAACACAUGAACAUCCUGUGACAUACCUGCCUUCUCCGAAUGCCCGUGUGUGACAAAUACUGGCUGAAAGGUAAGGUGGGCUCCUUGCUCUCCUGAUGCUGUGCAUCUCUAUGGGGUGAUCGAAGUUGGACUUUUGACUCUGAAAUAGCUGUAAUUCGAGAAAGUUAAAACCCCAGUGGAGGUAAAGAACUUUUUGAGUGACUGUUCCCUCUGAUGUCCAAGCGAAGGACGAUUAUUGUGAGCACUUUUGCUACAUUUACUGUAAGAACGAUCUGGUUCAUUGUCUUCUCCUGGGCUGGAUAGUGGACUCUAUUUUAUUUUAGAUUUUGAAAGACAUCUGUAAUGUUGCAUAAUAGGCUGUCCAUAUUAAUAACUAAAUAAACAGUAUAUAAACUGUAA
Molecule: messenger RNA, 3725 nt
Organism: Delphinapterus leucas (beluga whale)
Lineage: Eukaryota; Metazoa; Chordata; Mammalia; Artiodactyla; Monodontidae
Gene: RAP1GDS1
Product: Rap1 GTPase-GDP dissociation stimulator 1
Biological process (GO): positive regulation of GTPase activity
Molecular function (GO): protein binding; guanyl-nucleotide exchange factor activity
Source: RefSeq, a predicted model, not a curated record